Molecule: messenger RNA, 1389 nt
Organism: Effrenium voratum
Lineage: Eukaryota; Dinophyceae; Suessiales; Symbiodiniaceae
Source: the annotation of a GenBank genome assembly
AGCUACUUUUCGGCUCGGUGCAGAAGGCGCAGAAAGAGAAAACCCCUCUCCUCGGCCAGAAAAAGCGAGCCAUGCAGCAGUCAGAGCGAGGAUGCCUGCCAUGCGGCAACUGCAUGGUGACGGUGCCCCAGGACAAGUACUUUGCGGUGGAGAAGUUCGGGAAGUUCUCCCACAUGCUGAAGCCUGGCCUGGCGACGGUGGGCUUCGACUGCUGCGGCGCCUGCAUCUCCUUCAGGUCCAUCACCUCACGCACGGAGCAGAACAUGGUGUCGGUGUCUACCAAGACCAAGGACAACGUCUUCGUCCACGUGAAGGUGGCGGUGCAGCAGUCCGUGAUGCCGGAGUUCACGGAGUUGGCGAUGUACAAGCUGGACAACGUGCAUGAGCAGAUUGAGUCCUAUGUCGCGGACGUGGUGCGCUCCUUCAUUCCGCAGAUGACCCUGGACGAGGCCUUCGAGAAGAAGGACGACAUCUCGGACGCGGUGCAGAAGAAGCUGGCGGCGGAGAUGGCGAACUACGGCUUCGCCAUCAACAAGGCGCUGGUGACCGAGGUCUCCCCCAACGCGGAGGUGGUGGCCUCCAUGAACGAGAUCAACAAGCAGAAGCGGCUCCGGGACGCCUCGCAGAUGGCUGCGGAGGCGGAGAAGAUCAAGGUGGUGAAGGCUGCGGAGGCGGCGGCGGACGCGGCGCAGCUCCAGGGCGAGGGCAUCGCGCGCCAGCGCCGGGCCAUCAUCGACGGCCUGAGGGACUCCAUCACCCACGGCUCUGGGGAGAGCUUAUCCACCGAGAAGAUCUCCGAGCUCCUGUUGAUCACCCAAUACUUCGAGACCCUCCGUGAUGUGGCGGCUCACAACCGCUCCAGCACCGUCUUCUUGCCCAGCGGCCCCGGGGCCGUGGGCGACGUCUCCAGCCAGAUCCGCAACGGCAUGCUCACCGGCGCCGCCCCGGGGCAGCACGCCAUGUGAGCGCUUCAGCGCGUCCCCCGAGGCGAACACCCCGAGCUGGUCGAAGCGGGCUUGGCCGUUCCGACGAAGUGAACGGUGCGCUGAAUCAUUUUUGGUUGCCCUAGGCUCAACCGAACGAAGCUUCGCAACCUUCUGUUCGCUAUUGCUUGGACCUUGGGACUUUAACUUCUUGGGAUAUGAUGGACUUUCCAUUGGAUCCACCAAAAGUUCAACAUCUUGCAGAGGGGUCAACAGCCACCAAGAGCGGAACGAAGCUUUGGACAGGUGAAUAUGUGAGCGCGAGGUCUCUUGACCGAUUCUGACCUCCUUUUUGCUUUUUUUGGGGGGCGGUCCAAGGCACCCUGGCGAAAGCCUGGCCUUGUCAGCCUGGGUCGGGGUUGGGGUUCUGGGAACUGCUCGAUGAGAGACGAGUUGAGUUUGUGGA